AUGGACCUCUCUCUGUCUCUCAUCACUUCUCCAUAUCCUGUCAGCUUCAAACCUGCUCAGACCCCCUCUCCACACAGAAGCAGAUACAUAAGAACCAAACAAGGUAAGCUACUUACUUCUACUGCACUUCCAUGUUCUGCUACAAACCUUGCUGUUGUUGAUAAACAUCACACCUCGCCGAAAGAACCCAAGUUGGGUUUUGAUGAAAUUACUAGUAGAUUGCAUGUACAGAGUUUAGUUGACAAGAUUAGAGCUUUGCCCACUAGAGAAGCAAGUGAAAUUUUUAGUGUUUUCGAGCAAGAUGGUUGCUUUAAAACCAUUUCUGAGUUCAAUGACCUGCUCUUAGCUUUAGUUGUGGCAAAAGAGCCUGAUGUUGCUUUGGGCUUGUAUGAUCAGAUAUCAUCUUACUGUUUAGUUCCUGAUUAUUCCACAUUUUCUAUUGUGAUUACGUGUUACUGUGAGAAAAAUGAUCUGGAUGAGGCCAAGAGGGUUUUAGUUCUUAUGAUUGAAAAUGGGUCUAACCCAACUGUUGCAACAAUCACUUUUGUGGUAGAUUUAUUGUGCAAAAAGGGUAGAUUGCAGAGAGCUUUGGAGGUUUUUGAGGUGAUGGGUAGAGUUGGAUCCAAGCCCACUGUUCAAAUGUACAAUUGCUUGUUAAAGGGUUUGUGCUAUGUGGGGAGAGUGGAGGAUGCAUAUGACAUGUUGAUGAAGAUAAAGAAGGAUGUUAUACAACCUGACAUUUAUACAUACACAGCUGUAAUGGAUGGUUUUUGUAAAGUGGGUCGGACGGAUGAGGCCAUGGAACUGCUUAAUGAUGCUGUGGAGUUGGGAUUGAUGCCAGAUGUGGUUGCUUACAACACAUUGUUUGAUGGGUACUGCAGGGAGGGUAGGGCAAUGGAAGGGCUUAAUGUGUUGAAGCAGAUGAAGGAGAGAAACUGCAUCCCUGAUUGUAUUACUUAUAGCACAUUGUUACAUGGAUUAUUGAAAUGGGGUAAAACCCGUAAUGCGCUAAGGAUUUAUAAGGAGAUGGUGGAAAUCGGUUUUGAAGUAGAUGGGCGAUUGAAAAAUACUCUUGUGAGGGGGUUGUGCAGGAGAUCAUCAAAGGAAAAGGAUCUGUUGGAAGAUGCCUGUGAACUGUUUGAAAAAGUGCAGAAUGGAUUUUCUGGCAUAGAAGCUAAUACAUAUGGGGUAAUGAUUCAAAGUCUUUGCACGGGAAAGAAAAUUGAUGUCGCUGUGAUCAAUUUGAAGAAGAUGAUGACAAUGGGUUAUUCACCAUGGAUGAUCACCUUUAACAAUGUAAUUCAAGCCCUUUGUGCAGAGGACAAGAUGUUGGAUGCAGUAUUAGUUCUGGGUACGGCGUAUGAAUGUGAAAGAGUAGCAAGUAGAGAAUCUUAUAACAUUUUGAUUAAAAAGUUAAAUCAACAUGGCAGUAUGCUAGAAGCUUGUAGUGUAUAUGGUGCGGCAUUGAAGAGAGGUUUAGUUCCAGAUAAAAGGCCUCAACAAUGAGGACAACCCUGUUUGUAACUUUCCGGAUCUUCAUAAUUACAACUAAAGUUUAAAGGUCUAAAGUUUCCUUUGUGAUUUGUUUCUGAAGAAAGACCUGCAUUGCACUGAAGAUACAUAGUUUUAAGUGCCUAUUGGUUUACUGUCUAGCUUGGAAGAAGCGGUGGGCCAUAGUUCUCUGGGUACAUCAACAAACGAUUCUUCUUCUUUGGUCUCUCAAGAUUCACGGCCACAGCAUAAAUCUUUCUUUCAGCGGCAAUCCAUGAUAACUUCCUUAUGGAAUGGAAAGUUCUGAAUGAAGUUUGACGUCUAGAUGAUAAGAUGCCUAAAUGCUAGUCCUACGGGGAAACCAUUUAUCAUGCCUUGUGGAAAUGUAAAUGGUGUUGUUGGUUUCCAUGUGGUAUACGGAUGUUGUAGGCACUAGGAGGCUCUUUUGCUGUUUGUGAGUUCCAUUGUGAUUUUGUUGAAGGGAAAUCUGAGACUUUGAGACAGACAGAUGGCUUAGUUAGGUCAAUGGCUGAGAAGGCAUUGGUGGAUCUAGCCAUCUAGGCAAGAGAUCCAAUCCAGUUUGCUUGGAUUAGGAUAUGAUUUUGGGUCUAGUCUCCUACUGUCACCCAGCUGAUCUACCAGGCACUAAAGAGUACCUUGAUAACAUAGAGGCCAGGAGGUAGGAAAGUCUGUGAUUGAGGAAUAUCCACAGAAAAGGGGCAGCACCACCCCGGAUCUCCAACCUCGAGUCACAUGUAUAUGCUAAGCCACCCACCAAUGAGGUUUCCUGUAUGUGGAACCAAAAACCAAUUUAAAACGCCAAGCAAGAGUGGCUAAAGUUACUAAGAAGAAGAAGGCUGGAAAAGUUGUUUCACCUGCAGACCCUGCUGCCACAGGAUCGACUGUAUUCCAGCGUCUAUCCAUGAACUUGUGAGUAAUUGUAUAGUGUGUGAACAAGAGAUGGGGAACUUGCAAGUUUUGUGGUGAUCUUGUGCCGAGGGAAGGGAGCAUUUGAGCUGGUCUGGAUCACUGGAUGAUUAUUUCACUCUUGUGGUGUCAGAUGCUGAGGCAGCAGCUGAAGCUUAUGCAAAGAGACUCGUUGAAUAUAAUAGAGGCUCUGCAUCCUGUAGACAGGUUAUUAAUGAUAAAAUUGACUACUUUGAAACUUAGGGGUACAGAGUACAUUUGAAUGAAGAUGAUGAACUUUCUGAGUACAUUAAUCAGAAACUCAAUGUUGAAGCCACUAGAUGAAAGGAAAGUGAAGAGGAUUAAACCAAAUCCUAGUCUUAAAGUUCAUCUACGCGUGGUGCCGGUGGUGGAUAUAGGAAGAAGCAUGUUGUCAGUGUUGUGGAAGUUAGGAAGGAAAGAGUAAGGCAACUUGAAAAUGAAUGUCCGCCCUGUUAUAUUGAUGUACCAGCAGUGCUAACUAUCUGCGAGUGACUGAGUGCAAUACAGAAGAUGUGAGUUCUCUUUUAAAAAUGAGAAAUAGUGCA
Argentina anserina (silverweed cinquefoil) is the source of this 2984-nucleotide messenger RNA. RefSeq names its product pentatricopeptide repeat-containing protein At5g16640, mitochondrial-like. Gene Ontology annotation, molecular function: protein binding. The record is from RefSeq and is a predicted model, not a curated record. Bases 1 to 1506 code for a protein of 501 amino acids. Lineage: Eukaryota; Viridiplantae; Streptophyta; Magnoliopsida; Rosales; Rosaceae. The transcript has a single exon.